Ahaetulla prasina is the source of this 3525-nucleotide messenger RNA. RefSeq names its product interleukin 17 receptor E like (gene IL17REL). Gene Ontology annotation, molecular function: interleukin-17 receptor activity. Lineage: Eukaryota; Metazoa; Chordata; Lepidosauria; Squamata; Colubridae. The coding region runs from base 105 to 1619 and encodes 504 amino acids. The transcript has 19 exons. The record is from RefSeq and is a predicted model, not a curated record.
UUUAAAUGCCUUGUCAGAGUAAAACAGCUGUUUCUUUAGGACAGUCACCAUAAUAAAAACCAGAAAAGAAAGUAACUUUUUAAAAAAACUUAACAAUCCCAAAGAUGAAGUAUAUGUGGCAGAUUUUUGCAAUAUUUUAUGGAGCAUAUGGCUAUCAGCUCAUUCCCAGGAUUAAAGAAUGUGGAGUCACUUGUUCACAGGGAUUUCAUUGCAAAGAUCAAUUUUCUACCACGAACAGUUUCUGCCAACCUGCGCCUGCCUCCGUUUCUCCAGUCAAUCUUAAAAACAUGAAGCUUGGGACUACAAUGAAGUGUGACGAUCACAGGCAUUGCUCUCUCCACUUAAGCGUCAAGGCAAACCUGCAACUUAAUGAAAAUACUUCUGGUGUUCGAAUUUGUUAUUUCCUGAUGGUUACUCAAAAAACAAAGUGUGUGGAGGUGAAGAUUUCCAGGGGGCAAAAUGCCCAUCCUGAGGGAAAUAAGGUGAAAAUACAAUUUAAUUGCUUUGAAGUCAGUGUGGGACAACAUCUCUACGUAACCAUGACAGCAAUUCCAAAUUAUUGUGGAGUUAAACAAACUCAAGAAUAUUAUGUUGAAGACUGCAGAAACAAUGAUGUGGGGAAAAACAUUCCAGAUUGUUUUGUGAGCAAAAUGGCUUAUAAUGUGGACAGAACCAGAAAAACCAUUUCGGUGAAUAUUUCAGAUGUCCAAAACACAGACUGUUAUGUCCGUUUAUGUCAUCAAAGAUUUGUUUGUGAAGAUGUGGGGCCUGUCACUUUGAUUCAGGGAAAGGAUGUGAUGAAAUCUGCUUCUUUGCAAUACACUCAACUGCUGCCUUGUCUGUGUAUUGAGGUGUGGCCGGCGAUUUUAGAUGCACGAAGAAUGCAGCUGUGCCCAUUCAAAAAUGAUACUAGGUCCCUGUGGGAUAAUAUUGUUUAUCAACCUGCCACACAAACACUGACUUGGGAAGCUGCCUGUCCUGUUCAUGUUACUGUCAGCCUUUGUCAACUGAUGAAGAUUAAUGAUCAGUGUGUUGAUCUAGAGGGCACUGUCAACAUUGCUACAGAGAAAGUGAAAUAUUCCCGAGUUGAUACGCAUCCAAGUCUUUGCAUCAAGUUUGCAACUGAGCACAACAUCUGGGUUAAAUGCCCAUUCAGUCAUGGACAAUUUCAAGCUUGGAAAAUGCGACUUGCUGUGAUGGGACAACAAAUAGAAGUUUCUUUCACAUCACAUUUUGAAGCAGAGUUUUCAGUACUUGUAUGUAACAGGACCAACAUGCAUUCAUGCAACUCUACUGGAAGUCCCAAACCCCUUUCAUUGGGUGGAUUAAGUUUACCAUCUGUCAACAUUUCAGGGAAACCAUGUGGCUCAAACAUCUGCAUUAAGGGAUGGAGGACGGAUGUGGAUUAUUCUGUUUCUUCAUACAUCUGUGAUUUACCCUGCAACUCUUCUACUGGGACUCAAGAAUAUUAUGAAUAUUCCUUAAGCAUCCUCUCUCUCAUAGCAUUUCUUGCCAUAUUUCUAAUCAUGUUGGCUCUCCUUGGACACAAACUUUUGUCAGUUAAUUCUAGGAAGACUCAUGAAGAGAAAAGUGUAUUACACAUGAUAACACACAGGUAACACGGUUCUGGAGAAAGAUAUGAAGUAUAUACCUCAUGCUUCUGCCUUGGAUGAAAUAGCACCAUUUGUUUUAUGUAUGAAGAAAAGCAGUCAACUUAGCAGAAUGUUGUCACUUCCUGCAUCUUAACAAGUAAUUGAAAGAUUUCUCUACUGUAAACAAUUACAUGUGGAAAUAAUCCUCAUGUGUGCAGAGGUCUUUGACUUCAGUAACAUAGGAAUAAUUUUUUGUGAGGCAAAUUCCUUACCUUGUGCCCUAUUGUCUCCCUUCCUGAAGUAAUUUGAUAACAAAACAUCUUUCUGUAGACAAUUUGACUUUCUCCUGAGUCAGUGAUGAUGCCCUUUAUAUUUGUGGAACAAAGCCAUGCUCCUACCAACACAAGAGCAGGAAUUGGAACCUGAACAUUUCAUACAUAAUUAACAGUUUUGUUCUCACCCUGUUGAUGACCAAUUCCAUGAAAAUCAUGACAACAACACUAUCAGUGUAGUUCAUGGCAUUUUUAAAGCAUAUAGGAUGAAUCCAUGAUAAAAUAUGCCCUGUAAUGUAAAAAAAAAUCACUGAUCUCUAUGGUUCUUUCUUGUUUUAUGUACUUUUCCCUUUGAAGAUCAUUCCAUUCAGAAUAUUACUUCCUAUCAAGAUAAAUAAAUCUGUCAGAAAAAUAUGUAAGGAAAAAUUAUGUAUAUAUAUUUUAAAUUAAUAGCCUUGUUUAUAAUAUUUUCCAGUUGUUUGUUUUAAAAAACAAGUUUUUAAAAAGUACUGCUAUGGAUAGAAACCUAGCACUUAGACAUGAACUGGAUUUAUAUAACUGGCCGUGACACAAUGUUUUCAGUGUUUAAAGUUCUGGGCACACUUUAGACAGAAUUGAAUUCUAUUGAAUUCUGUGGGACAAGUGUCUGAUUGUAGCUGUUAUAUACAGGUUCUGAAUUGUUACUAAUUAAUGGGAUGCUCCUAUGAACUGUCCAUCAUCUGCUUCCUAGGAUCUAAAGUAGCUUUGUCAGACCAUUUCAAUGUUCAGUGGCAUUAUGGUAGCAUUUUUUGAGACUAACAAAUAUUCUUGAAAAACAUUAAUGUCUGUGACAACAGCUCACUUAAUCAGAUUACCUGAAGUUUAUGCCUCUUAACGUUUUGUUAGUAGGAAAAGGUGCUACCAAACUUCCAAUUUUUGACUACCAUAGACCAGUGUUUCCCAACCUUGGAUGCAUGGAUUUCAACUCCCCAAAUUCCCCAAUGACAAUCCAGGUUGGGGAAUUCUGGGAGUUGAAGUUCAUGUACAUCUUAAAGUUGCUGACGUUGAGAAACACUGCCAUAGAUUAACAUGGAUCUUCUCUUAAAAGAUCCACAGGAAUGCUCCAAUUCCUAUGUGUCCUCUUUUUCCUCCAGCAGUCCUCUUAAAAUCUUUUCACCCUAGUCUCCAUCAAACUCUGAACUAGGGGAGGGCAGUGGCUUAUUGAGUACCUUAAAAAGAUGGAGUUUGGUUAUAUGGUACCAUCUCCAGCUGAGCUACCCUGGCCUAAACUAAGCUUAUGAAUGGGCUAUGUGACCUAUUCAUGUGUGUUUUUUCUUUACAUCCAAAUUAAACCUUGGACUAGGAUUUGACUUUUAGGAUUUUAAAUUAUUGCAGUAAUACGCAAAAAUGUGUUUAUCUUUCUGACAAAACUGUAUUAUUGGUAUUGGCCACAAGGAGAUAUUUGGACCAUGUUUAAAUAACUUUGUAAAGUAUUUAAUAUUUAACAGAAAUCCAAAGGACAUGUGGAACAUUAUUUUAUGUUCCCAAAUGGGUAGCUGUAUAAGUGUUUUGCAGCAAAAGAGACAGCAAGAACAUGUGUUCUUUCGCGUCAAUGUUUUAUAGAUUACUGUCAAUAUUUAUACUUGCAAAGGAAAAUAAUAAAAUACUCUGAACUCUACAAA